CCAAACAUGGGUUUAUAAAAACUCUUACAGUACCAUAUCUCCAUUUACCUCUGAACAAGCAUGUGCUAAACUUUAUUUAUUUAUUUAUUUAUGUGAAUAGACAUGGAAGACAUUGUAAAUGGUUACCUAGACAAGGUCAUAGAUUGGAUACCUGGGAUGGAAAACAUGCGUUUAAAGGACUUCCCAAGUUUCAUUAGGACAACAGAUUCUGAGGAUAUCAUGCUCGCCAUUGCAAAACAUGAACUAGAGAGAAUCUCCAUGGCUUCAGCCAUCAUCCUCAACACUUUUGAUGACUUUGAACACCAAGUCCUACAAGCUAUGUCCUCCAUUAUUCUCCCUUCAAUCUACACCAUUGGUCCCCUGACUUUGCUCGCCGCCCGGACGGCGGGGAGCUCUCUGGCAGACAUAAGAUUAAAUCUAUGGAAAGAAGACCCCGGUUGUUUGGAAUGGUUGGAUGGGAAGGAGCCAAGAUCAGUUGUUUAUGUGAACUUUGGAAGCCUGACAGUGAUGACCAAUGAACAGUUGAUUGAAUUUGCAUGGGGACUUGCUAAUAGUGAACACAAGUUCUUGUGGAUCAUUAGACCGGACCUGGUGAGAGGUGACACUGCUGUUGUCCCACAAGAGUUCAUGAUGGAGACACAAGAGAGAGGUUUGCUAGCAAGUUGGUGCUCACAAGAGCAAGUGCUAAAGCAUCCAUCCAUCGGAGGGUUCUUGACUCACUGUGGAUGGAACUCAAUUUUAGAGAGUGUCUGUGGUGGUGUGCCUGUCAUAUGUUGGCCAUUCUUUGCUGAACAACUAACCAAUUGCAGGUAUUUGUGCACUGAUCAAUGGGGAAUGGGAAUGGAGAUUGAUAACAAUGUGAAGAGGGAGGAGGUGGAGAAAUUGAUAAAAGAGCUGAUGAAUGGAGAGAAAGGAAUGGAGAUGAGGAACAGGGCACUGGAGUGGAAAGAGCUUGCUGUUAGAGCAACAGAACCAGGUGGUUCAUCCUCUGUGAAUUUUGAUAGAUUGGUUACUGAAGUGCUGCACCCAAAUAAUUAUAAUAAUUAAUUUGUAAUAAUAUUUGUUUGAAUGCAAUAAAACAUAUGUACCUUUUCAA
Messenger RNA from Dioscorea cayenensis subsp. rotundata (Guinea yam), 1096 nucleotides. Its product is annotated as 7-deoxyloganetin glucosyltransferase-like. Lineage: Eukaryota; Viridiplantae; Streptophyta; Magnoliopsida; Dioscoreales; Dioscoreaceae. The record is from RefSeq and is a predicted model, not a curated record. The transcript has a single exon. Bases 103 to 1047 code for a protein of 314 amino acids. Gene Ontology annotation, molecular function: UDP-glycosyltransferase activity.